Entelurus aequoreus (snake pipefish) is the source of this 5324-nucleotide messenger RNA. Its product is annotated as lysine-specific demethylase 5B-B-like. Gene Ontology annotation, molecular function: DNA binding; histone demethylase activity. The record is from RefSeq and is a predicted model, not a curated record. Gene Ontology annotation, biological process: chromatin remodeling. Gene Ontology annotation, cellular component: nucleus. The transcript has 27 exons. NCBI's taxonomy places the organism in Eukaryota, Metazoa, Chordata, Actinopteri, Syngnathiformes, Syngnathidae. The coding region runs from base 165 to 4613 and encodes 1482 amino acids.
CACCCCACCCCUCGCCCAAUCCCUUCCAACUAGAUAAUUCUCUUUGAGUUGAAUGAGUGGAGAAUGGACACCAACUGAAAGCUGCGAUUCAAAGGCAAUACAUUGAGAAAAGCAGCAUCCACGGGCAACACAAUCCCACCGGCCGCCACGGAAAAGAUGCAAGAAUGAGUCAACCUCAGCCGAAUGAGUUCCUUCCUCCCCCGGAGUGUCCUGUCUUUGAGCCCAGCUGGGAGGAAUUCGCUGACCCUUUUGCCUACAUUAACAAAAUACGGCCCAUUGCCGAGAAAACUGGCAUCUGCAAAGUCCGACCUCCGCCGGAAUGGCAACCUCCAUUUGCUUGUGAUGUUGACCGAUUGAAGUUCACACCGCGCAUUCAAAGGCUCAAUGAGUUGGAGGCUCAGACCAGAGUGAAACUGAACUUCCUGGAUCAAAUAGCAAAGUUUUGGGAGCUUCAAGGCUGCACCCUGAAAAUUCCCCAUGUGGAAAGAAAGAUUCUAGAUCUGUACCAGCUCAACAAGCUGGUGAAUGAGGAGGGAGGCUUCGAUGCCGUGUGCCGAGACCGCCGCUGGACUAAAAUCUCCAUCAAGAUGGGCUUUGCGUCAGGCAAGGCAGUCGGCUCACACCUGCGGGCCCACUAUGAGCGGAUCCUCUAUCCUUACAACCUGUUCCAGACUGGAGACAAUCUGCCAAGAGCCACCUUGACCAACGACACUAAAGACAAGGAGUACACCCCACAUGACCUGCCGCAGCGCCAGUCCGUGCAGCCCCAGGAGAUCUGCAGCAUAGCUCGCCGUGCAAAACGGAUGCGAUCUGAAAGAGGCUGUGGUAAAAGUGAACUCAGGGAAGUUUGUGAGAAUCGCCCCAAUCUCAGGAGGAGAAUGGGAACGUAUGUUGCCAAGCCAGAGCCUGUGAGAAUGGCCGUGAAAGAGGAGCUGGUUGAACAUAAAGUUGCUGUAAUUUGUGAAGAAAGUGUGUUACAUACCACAAACGAUGGUACAACAAGUAAAACUUGUUUGUUUACGCAGGUGGAGCAGUACAUGUGCCUGGUGUGCGCCACAGGAAGUGAUGAGGACCGCCUGUUGCUGUGUGAUGGCUGCGAUGACAGCUACCACAUCUUCUGUCUCAUACCCCCCUUACACGAGGUUCCCAAAGGAGACUGGAGAUGCCCCAAGUGCCUGGCGCAGGAAUGUGGCAAACCUCAGGUGGCGUUUGGCUUUGAGCAGGCCAGCAGGAGCUACACCCUGCAAGCCUUUGGAGACAUGGCCGAUUCCUUCAAAUCUGAUUAUUUCAACAUGCCAGUUCAUAUGGUUCCGACUGAGCUGGUAGAGAAGGAGUUUUGGCGUCUGGUCAGCACCAUCGAAGAGGACGUGACCGUAGAAUAUGGAGCGGACAUCGCCUCGAAGGAGUUCGGGAGUGGUUUCCCAGUGAAGAACAGCCAUUUUGAAGUGUCUCCAGAGGACGAGCAUUACCUGAGAAGUGGCUGGAACCUGAACAACAUGCCUGUGCUGGACUCCUCGGUGCUGACUCACAUUACAGCUGACAUCUGUGGGAUGAAGUUACCCUGGCUCUACGUGGGCAUGUGCUUCUCCUCCUUCUGCUGGCAUAUUGAGGAUCACUGGAGCUACUCCAUCAACUACCUGCACUGGGGGGAGCCUAAGACCUGGUACGGCGCCCCUGGUUAUGCUGCGGAGCACUUGGAGUCGGUCAUGAAGAAACUAGCUACUGAGCUCUUUGAAUCGCAGCCAGACCUCCUCCAUCAGCUGGUGACCAUCAUGAAUCCCAACACGCUGAUGAACAACGGCGUUCCGAUCUAUCGCACCAACCAAUGUGCAGGAGAGUUUGUCAUCACCUUCCCCAGGGCCUACCACAGUGGCUUCAACCAGGGGUUCAACUUUGCUGAAGCCGUCAACUUUUGCACCAUGGACUGGAUGCCCGUCGGGCAAGAAUGUGUGAAGCACUACCGGCAGCUCAGCAGGUACUGCGUCUUCUCCCACGACGAGAUGGUUUGCAACAUGGCGUGCAAAGCCAAACGGUUGGAUGUGGACCUGGCCUGCGCCGUGCAAAAGGAGAUGGUCGCCAUGGUGAAAGAAGAGGAGGAACUUGAAGAGAAGAUCAACAAGAUGGGGGUGGUGCGAACUCGGCAAGUGGAUUACGAGCAUCUCCCCGAUGAGGAGCGCCAGUGCUGCAAGUGUCGGACCACCUGCUACCUGUCUGGUAUCACCUGCCUCUGCAGUCCUGGCAAGAUGGUGUGCCUGCACCACGCCCGGGACCUCUGCUCCUGUCCCCUUGGCAACCUGACACUCCACUAUAAAUUUACACUGGAUGAUUUAUACUCCAUGAUGGCAUCAGUGACGCUGCGUGCAGAGUCUUACAAGGAGUGGCUGAGUACCGUGCAGGACAUCCUGGAGAAGAAAGACCACAAAAAAAGAGGUCUGGAAAAGCUUCACAGCCUGGUGGAGCAAGCGGAGACCAGCGCAUUCCCACAAACUAACCUGAUGGAUCGACUGCGCGUAGUUGCCUUAGAGGCGGACAAAGUCGCUGUGGUGGCACAGCAGCUUCUCAAUGGGAAAAGGCAAACUAGAUAUCGCUCCUGCGGGGGCAAAUCUCAAAGCCAGAAGGAGUUGACCGCGGAGGAGCUGAGGUCCUUUGUGCAACAGUUGGACAAGCUACCGUGUAACAUCCGACAGGCGCCUUUACUGAAGGACCUCCUGACUCGGGUGGAGGAGUUCCAGCAGCGCAGUGAAAGACUCCUCUCUGACGACUCUCCUAACUCCAUGGAGCUUCAGGACCUGCUGGAUCUGAGCCUGGGCCUCGACGUGGACCUCCCCCAGUUGCCGCUACUCCGGGAGAGACUGGAGCAGGCCCGCUGGCUGGAAGCUGUGCAGCAAGCCAGCAGCCAGCCGGAUGACCUGGGUCUGGACACCAUGAGGAGGCUGAUCGACCAGGGGGUGGGCCUGUCCCCUCACAGCUCGGUGGAAAGAGCCAUGGCUCGUCUGCAGGAGCUCCUGACCGUGUCCGAGCAGUGGGAGGAGCGAGUUCUUGGCCUCAUGGAAGCCAGUCCAUACCACAGCAUUGAAACACUGGAUGCUGAGUUACAAGAAAUAGAGAACAUCCCUGCCUACCUGCCUAACUGCCUGCAGCUGAAGGAUGUCGUGCUAAAGGCUAAGAAGUGGCUGCAUGAAGCUGAAGCCCUGCAGCUCGGCGGGCGUAUUCCUGUGCUGGACAGCCUCUCUGAGCUGGUACUCAGAGCGGAGGGUAUCCCAGUGAGUCUGGACCCUCUGAGUCGACUGGAGGCACUGGUCUGCGACGUGCAGAUCUGGAAGGAAAGUGCAGCCAAAACAUUCCUGCUCAAAAACUCACCCUUUUCUCUUCUAGAGGUACUGUGCCCAAGAUGUGACAUAGAAGCGGGACUUCAAAGGUCAAGAGUUAAAAAAACAAAAGAGGGAACACAGACCAGUAAGAAAUCUUCCGUCAAACUGGACUCUCUCUACGACGUGGAAAGAGCUCUCUGUGAAAGCAAAGACUCUGCUUCUGCUAUGGCCACCCUUGCUGAGGUCCACCAUAAGGAGAUGGAGACCUUGUUGGCUCUGAGGGCGUUGAAUGAGUCCAAGCUUCUUCCUGCUGAGAACUCUUGUGCACUUAACGUGUGCAUUUGCCAAAAGGCGCCCUCGGGGGCCAUGUUGCAGUGCGAGCUCUGUCGAGACGUUUUCCACAGCGUCUGCAUUGUGGCACACCCAGACUUCAAGUAUGGCCAAGUCUGGCUUUGCCCUCUUUGCCAGCGUUCAAGGAAGCCGCCCCUGGACAAGGUCCUGCCUCUCUUGGCCUCGCUGCAGAGGAUUCGGGUCCGACUGCCUGAGGGAGACGCGCUGCGCUUUCUCAUCGAGCGGACGGUGCGAUGGCAGCACAGAGUUCAGCAGGCCUGCACGGAAGGAUUGUUGGAAAAAGUGGGAAAACACGGAUCCAGAAUGUCCUGGCAUCAAGAAGAGGACUCUUUCUACACAGAGCAGCCGAGUGUUCCUGUCCAGGGACUUGGCCCGCAGCUGGAGGAGCUGAUGGUGGAGGGCUUCCUGCUUCAGGUCACGCUGCCUGAGACAGAGCAGCUUUACGCCUACUUGCUGAGCAAACUGGCCCCUGUGCCCGCUCACAGCGGCCCCUGCAGGACAAGCACAGACGAUGAGGAGCUCAAGACGGAGCGCACAAAACAUCACAAAAAGACUGCAAGCUGUGCUCACAGAAAAGAGUCCGGGAGCGUUCAUCGCAAAAGGACCAAGCGACGCAAGGAAAGCUCAGAGUCCCAGCACCCUGAGAAGGCCAAGAAGUGUUGCAAGAAGAAGUCUGUUAGGAGCAGUGAGAAGAUCAGGAGGAGCUGCUCUCCCACAAACCCAGCGUCAGAACCUGCUGCAUCCACGUCGGACUCUGACGAGGACUACUCCUUGUGUGCCGCGCCGUGGUGCAGGGAGCCGGAAGGAGACGAGGUAAACUGGGUCCAGUGCGACGGCAGCUGCAACCAGUGGUUCCACCAGGUGUGUGUGGGACUGUCUGCGGAGCGAGCGGAGAAGGAAGACUAUAUUUGCAUAAGCUGCACACAGCCAGACUUCCACAGGGGGCAGUGAAGAGCAAGAAGUGACGUUGAAGGAUCACACCUGAACUCUUUACCCUUUACUUGUGGCUUGCCCUUAGUGACCACGGUGCUAAUCACUGCUCUCCCACGUUGCAAAGUCUGACACCUGGCUGCUUGUCCACUUAGUCCUCACCCAAAACGUUCCACAACAAAUGUUUCCAGAAGCAAGAAGGCAGGGAUUUUUCAAUUCAAGUCACACUUUAGACCUUUUUUUUCCCCCUGGUGUCUGAAGGAUGUGGGCAUAGUUAACACAACAUCCUUUAUCAAAGCAAUAACUCAAUGAUUCUGCUUCCAUUCUAAGUGUGGAAGUGAAACCCUUGGAAAUCCACUUGAUGAAUUUGACCUUCAAAGUUGUCACCGAUGAAGAACGUGAAUGAAAUUGGCCCUCAGCCCUUUACACUUCUGACUUGACUUCAAGUCUGCAGGUUCCCUUUUUUCCAGCUCUCUGGGGAAAACAUGUUUUUGUCAGCGUUUAGUGAGACUUGAGGUUCACAAAGAGAGAAUGACCUGUCCGACAUUAAAGGAAUGUACAUUUUAUUUUUGGGUGUGCUUUCCCUCUGAGAGUUAGGUUGGACAGACUGUGUUGGAUUUAGAAUUUAACGCAGGUUGUGUGAUUUAUUUGCCACGGGUAUAUGACCUUUUUUCUGCUCUUUUGGUUAAAUAAUAUAAUAUGUUGCAGUUUGCGAUUUAAAAUAAAAAUGUU